This is a messenger RNA of Fomitopsis serialis, 251 nucleotides long. RefSeq lists its product as uncharacterized. The transcript has a single exon. The record is from RefSeq and is a predicted model, not a curated record. Lineage: Eukaryota; Fungi; Basidiomycota; Agaricomycetes; Polyporales; Fomitopsidaceae. The annotation marks the transcript as partial.
CUGCGGUUGACUGGUCGGCGGAGGCUGACAGUCACCGCGACCCUCGUUAUAAGUACCUUCGCACCGUCUCCCUCCUCUACCUCACAGCCUAUAUUCUUCGUUCGCCUCGUCGCCCCCCUACACUCGUUUUUCAUACACAGGAUGCCGCCCAAGACGCCCUCACUCUCGGUGCACAUCUCCUACCGACUCGACGGCAGCAAGGUCGCCUACAUGCGCAGCCGCGAGCACGACGUCUGCGAGUACUACCCUGA